AUGAAGUACCUUGCAGUUCUCUUCACCAUUGUUGCUCUCUCCGAAUGUCUUGUUAAGUAAGUUAUUGUUUCGUUGCUGAUAUUUACUCAUCUGACAGCUAUACUUUCUGAUUAACUAAUGAAGAGGAGAGAGAAUGUGAAUUAUAACUUCAAAUCUUAAAGAAUUUUUCAGAUAUAUACAUAUAUAUAAACAGAUACACACAGCUGAGAGGAGAUUAGUAAAUGCAAAAUGGUCAUCUGGUAGCAAUUACAAGGGUAGAAACACAUAGACUCACUGAAGAAAGCAUCACUAACAUCUAAUUUGAGAUGGAACAAUAUUUUGGGGCAUUUGUGUGUGUGCUUUUUUUAGCCCAACAGGUCUCCUUGCCUUCAGUAACACAGUAACAGGAUGAUGCUCAGCACCUGAAGCUCAUCACAGCAUGUCCGAAGUGACAAGAGAAAGUGGAAUUGUCAAACUGUUCUUUGUAAUAAGCAAUUGAGGGCCCAAUAGCACACUUUGAACUGCUGCUGACACUAAUUGAAACAAAAGGAGUCUAAAAAAUGGGCUGCAAAGAAUUAAUUUCAUGUCAGCAAAUAUUAAACACCCUACACACCUACAGUUGUUGUUUUUUUCAGCUAUCUUCCUUAAAUUAAUUGAGAGAUGAAGCAGAUUAAUAUCCCUGUCAUGCAUUACAGCAGGGACUAGGAUCCUAACACUCCAUAUGUUGCUGAACUUGAACCCCCACCAUCCCUAUUUGCCUUGCUGGUUGGGGCUGAUGGGACAUGGAGCUCAACAAUGUCUGGAAAUCCCCACUGGCUUCUUUCCCCUGCAUUAAAGCUGUUCAGAUCCCAUCCACGUCUAUAGAAAAGAUGCAUGAAUGAAUGUGUGCAAGAUUAUAGGCUAUGGUACGAUUUCUUGAUGCUAAAAAAAGACUUUGAUUGCAUUGAGUGGGUGCGAACUUCCAGUUCAAUUUCCUGAGUACCCAAAUUUUUGUAAUAGCUUAGAUCUAGUAGUUAAGAGAGUUUGGAAGGUGUGCAGGGCUGUAACUAGGGGGUGGUGAGGUGGGCCCCCACCAGGGGCGCAGGCAAUGGGGGGCACAAAAUUGGCUAAAAUAUUUCCAUAAAUAUGUCUAUAAAAAUAUUGAUUAUUGCCUCCUAAGAAAAGGUUUUAAAUAGAGGGUGAAUUGAAGGGGGAAUAGAGGAGAGGCGGAAAGAAGAGCUAAUUUGUCAAUGGCUAAGGGCCACAAUCUGGACAGUUCUGCCAGGAGCGCAAGAUUACCUAGCUAUGGCUAUGAUGGGGUGGUGAUAUUAAACCUAUUAUUAUGUUUGGAGUUAUGGAAUGGAAAGACAGGUUGCAAAAUAGGCAAAUUUUACAAAGACAGAAAAUCCAAACCUAGUAUUUUGUUUCUUAUGUUCCAGGAUUCCCUUGCAGAGAGGGAUAAAAGUAGAAGACACUCUCAAAGAGAAAAAUCUGCUAGAAAAUCUUCUUCAGAAAUACCGUUAUGACAUUGGUACAAAAUACAACUCAGAUAUUUCUAAUGCUGCCCAGGUGGCUGAAGAACCACUUCUGAACUCUUUUGAGGUGAGGUAAUGCUUUUCUCUUAUCAAUUUUCUAUGCUGCUGAACAAUAUUUCCCCAAAGUUUUCAUGAUGCUCAGUUGAGAUACUUCUUCAUAUUUCUCCUGACACCCAGAGGUUAUCAAUAUAAUAUGUUAGAUGCAAUUCAGCAAAACACAGCCACAACUCAAUCACACAAUGGGACUUAGUCAUGACUAUCACAAAGCCCUCUUGUUUUCAACAUUGUUGUUGUUGUUGUUUAGUCGUUUAGUCGUGUCCGACUCUUCGUGACCCCAUGGACCAGAGCACGCCAGGCACUCCUGUCUUCCACCGCCUCCCGCAGUUUGGUCAGGCUCAUGUUUGUAGCUUCGAGAACACUGUCCAACCAUCUUGUCCUCUGUCGUCCCCCUCUCCCUGUGCCCUCCAUCUUUCCCAACAUCAGGGUCUUUUCCAGGGAGUCUUCUCUUCUCAUGAGGUGGCCAAAGUAUUGGAGCCUCAACUUCACGAUCUGUCCUUCCAGUGAGCACUCAGGGCUGAUUUCCUUAAGAAUGGAUGCGUUUGAUCUUCUUGCAGUCCAUGGGACUCUCAAGAGUCUCCUCCAGCACCAUAAUUCAAAAGCAUCAAUUCUUCGGCGAUCAGCCUUCUUGAUGGUCCAGCUCUCACUUCCAUACAUCACUACUGGGGAAACCAUAGCUUUAACUAUACGGACCUUUGUUGGCAAGGUGAUGUCUCUGCUUUUUAAGAUGCUGUCUAGGUUUGCCAUCGCCUUUCUCCCAAGGAGCAGGCGUCUUUUAAUUUCGUGACUGCUGUCAACAUCUGCAGUGAUCGUUUUCAACAUAAGAAGUUGCAACUAACUUUUGCUGGAUUGUGACCCAUAGAGGAGUUAUGAGCCAGCCAAAGUUAAUUACAUUGAAAUCCCAUUGACACCUAGGGUAGCCAGAUACAGUAGAGAACAGGGUUCUUGCACCUUUAAUAGUUGUGUAGAAGAGGGAAUUUCAGCAGGUUGUUGUUGUUGUUUAGUCGUUUAGUCGUGUCCGACUCUUCGUGACCCUUCAUUCAAGUUCACAGAUGCUGAGUGCCCCUUUAUUACAACUAUUCAAGGUGUGAGAACCGUGUUCUUUUUUGCAUCUAGCCAUCUUAUUAAAGGGCAGAGCAGGAAAAUGAUGAAGCCAGGGUGUUGUGUAGGCCAGAAAAAUAGUACUUUAGCUUGCUUUUUGUGAUGAACAUUGUGACAGCUCUUCUAUGGCAAUAAAUGGUACUUACUUGUUUUUUAAAAAAAUAUUUAUAAUUUUCAAUUAUAACAAAAAGGAAAACAUUUCACAAAUCAAUCAACAGUAAUUCUUACACUUUGAAUCUUGACUUCCCUCCCCCUUUUUCUGUAGUUCCUUAAAAUUGUUUUCAUCUUUCCCUGCAUAUCCCAGAUUGUCUCAAUCUAUUCUUUUUAAAAAAUCUAUUAUAUAUAUUUUUAGAAACUGCAGGUUUUUACAAUGGCACUUAUUUCUUAUGCACAGAAGUUAUUUGAAGUGGGGGAAAUGUCAGUUCUGCUGUAUUUCUCCUGUUUGUGAGUUAUGUUAAAGCACAUACUGCUUUUACAUUAUGUCGUUUAUUAUUUGUUUAUUUGAACAAUUCCCUUUUCACAUUAUCCCACUUUUGACAGGAAAUAAAUUUCUCCUUUCUAACUAUUAUUUUUUUAAAUGUAGCACUUAGAUUUACAGUGAUUACCUUGCAUAUCUGCGAGGAAGUAAAAUGUUCAAAAGCCUAAAAAGAAGGAAAGUUUUGCAAAUUGUGUUUAUUUUAUGAAUUAACAGACUGAAUACUAUGGAACAAUCUACAUUGGAACUCCACCACAGAAGUUCACUGUUGUGUUUGAUACUGGAUCAUCCACUCUCUGGGUACCCUCUGUCUAUUGCAGUAGUCCAGCAUGCCGUAAGUAACUGGCUAUAAAAAAGUCUUCAAGCAUGUCAGUCUGUUAUUAAAAAUGACCUGGGAGGGCCUAUGAAGUUGUGUAAAGGAAUGGAUUCAUUAGUUCACAAUCCAGCAUUGCAGACUCAGGUCAUAAUUCUAUUUACAUAUGAGUAGGGUUGAUUGAACUCAGUGAUGCCAACGUCUAAAUAAAUGUGUGGAAUUUGCAAUCCUAUACCCAUUUACCUGAUGUGGGCUUGCAAUCCUAUACCCAUUUACCUGAUGUGUCAUCAGUAUCCCCACACAGCCCAAGUAAGGGGGGCAGUGGAGGGGGGCAGGGUAGUAGAGUGGGGGCACAUCCCAUUAUGCUUCAAGUGGCAAAACAGGGCACUCCACUGCUGGAGAGAGAGAUCUUAGUUUUCAGUGAUCAGGUGUAAUGAUCUCAGGCAGGCAAACAAGCUCCGGAAAGAAGUAAUGAGUUUCUUGGAAGAUUUACAGUAGUUUACAAUUAAUACAGAGAGAGCAGCAUGAGCCUGCCAUUCUCAGCUACAAGGUGCUCAAUCUGAGUCCCCACCUUGUACAUAGCUGUAAACUUUCAGAUUUGAAAAUAAGGGAUCAGCAGCCUCACCUGUCCCGGGGACAGUCUUUUGUUGUUUAGUCAUUUAGUCGUGUCCGACUCUUUGUGACCCCAUGGACCAGAGCACACCAGGCACUCCUGUCUUCCACUGCCUCCCGCAGUUUGGUCAAACUCAUGCUGGUAGCUUUAAGAACACUGUCCAACCAUCUGGUCCUCUGUCGUCCCCUUCUCCAUCUUUCCCAGUAUCAGGAUAUUUUCCAGGGAGUCUUCUCUUCUCAUGAGGUGGCCAAAGUACUGGAGCCUCAGCUUCAGGAUCUGUCCUUCCAGUGAGCACUCAGGGCUGAUUUCCUUAAGAAUGGAUGCGUUUGAUCUUCUUGCAGCCCAUGGGACUCUCAAGAGUCUCCUCCAGCACCAUAAUUCAAAAGCAUCAAUUAUUCGGCGAGAUUAGUAAAAAAAUUGUGUUUGGUGAGAUUAGUAAAAAAAGUAAUAUAUCCCAGCUCCGGUUAUCUAAAUGUUUCCCUAGUGUUUUCCAAUGUCCUUUUAUUACAAUUAUUCUCUUCAGAAAAUUUAUACCUUCAGUUUGUUUCUGCUAUUGAUCACUAAUUAAAAGUUGUUUUUGUAUUAAUUAAUUUCUGUUUCCUUUUUACCUUUAGAAACACACCAUAGAUUUGACCCACGUACGUCUUCUACCUUCCAAGGAACAGGACAGCCAUUCUCCAUUAAGUAUGGGAAAGGAAGCAUGGAAGGGAUCUUUGGACUUGAUACAGUCAAGGUAAACUAAUAGUAUUUUAUAGAUACAGGACAAGUUGAGAAUACAAGCUUAUAAAAAUAUUGACUCUUCUGUGCAUUUCCAAGGACUAUACUUCUCAGUGUUUUUGAAUCCUGGAAAAUUUAAAGCAGUAAAAACUGCAUCAGCCCUUUAUAUUCUGUGGAGAUAUUUAUGCACAGUAUAUAUACAUUGAUGGCUGCUCCUCAAGGAAUUCAGAACACAAUAUGUGGUAACAAAUAAGUUUAUUUUUAAUUGUCGUUGUUACAAUCAAAGUAGUACAAAUUAAAGCUGCAGUACUAAGGUUAUGCAAUCCUGAAGUAAAUAUCAAUGAAAUUGAUGAGACCUACCUCUGAAUAAAGAGGCAUAAAACUAGGACCCAAUUUGCUCUUGCCCACUAUCCAUAGGAGCCAAUUCUUAUGGGCCAUGGUCCCUUCAUCCCCCAAAUAUUAUCUGAUGAGGGCCGCCGCCCAAAGUUAAUGGGCUUUGCCAUUCAAGUGGUGUGCAUUGACUGUGUCUUGUGAUCAAUUAUGCAGGAUGGGACUUACCUCCCGCCCCCAAUAUUUUGUUACCUGCCACUAUCCAUGUUUGAAUAUUAUUGUCUGAAAGGUCAAAUGAGGUUUCCUUUCAUGUUAACAUGCACAGGAUUGUAGCCUCAAUGCAAUGCUCAUAAAAGCCUGCUCUGUACUUUACAACUUGAUAAAGAAGUAAGGGAAGACUUUGUUUUUCUCCUAGAUAUCUGAUCUUACCAUUUCCGAUAUGGAAUUCGGCUUGAGUACCAGUGAGUCAGAAGACCCCUUUUCCAGAACUAAAUAUGAUGGGAUCCUUGGCUUAAACCCUUGGAAAAAAAGUUCAUUCUUUGAUAACCUGAUGAAGAAAGGCUUGCUUGAGAAAGACGAAUUUUCUGUUUAUCUCAGCGGGUAAACACUAUUUUGCUUUACUGCUAAGAAGAUUUGUUGCAUGUUGAUGGAGGACUCAUGGAAGGAAACUGCGCAUGAGAUUAGUUUACAGGUUGGCUAAUGCUUUGCCUGCUGAAUCUUGUAGAACAGGCUGUCUACCACUGUGCUUUGUUUGCACAGCGGUUGGUGGGUAGAGAGGACUGGAACCUCCAUCCCCAAAUUGGUCAGAAUGCUGAGCCCCUCCAGGGAUGAAUAAGCUAUUGUAGUCAAGGCUACUUGAUGCUGUUGAAGAAAAGGUUCCUCCAGUUUUCUAGUACCCAGCAGUCGACUGCACCAUCUUGCUUGUUGUGCCUUGAGAGCAGGGGCCAAGCUCAGGUGAGCUAAGUGUUAAUGUGGGAAGAGAGGGAGGUGGACAGACUUGAGGCAGAGAGUGAAGAGGUCAACCCCCCUGCUUCUUUUACUAUUAUUUAAUGCAUGGAAAUACGGAAUUUUAAAAAUGUUGUAGUUCAUCCAUGUAGCUACAUUCCCUUUUCAUUUUAAUUUAGUACUGUACCAACUUGAAAUCUGCCCCCAAAAACACUUUAGAGAUUUGGAGUUUUUGCUCCAAAUCACAAUCCUACCCCAUGCAGAAUAACUGGAGGAUAGUAUCACAAAGACCAUUUCACCUGACUAUUUUGGGGGUAGAUCAAGAACUGAAGGGUAUAAAUUGCUCCCUCCCAUCAGGUGGCUAAUAUGCAACCCAUCCUGUACAUGUCAGCUCAGAAGUCAGUGCUACAGUGCCUGGCACUGCAACCUUAAUGGUUUUUUGAAAGGGAGGUAGCAAGCCUUUGUAGGGCAGAAGGCAGGAAGGGAAGCAGUAGGUGGAAGCAGAGCCAGACACAAGUGAAGCCAGCUGAUUUUGUCCGCAUUCUCCACCCAGCUGAGGAUAUAAAGGUAGCAAUUAGACUGACUAAGGAGGAGGAAUCUGACAGACAGUGACACUCCCUAGACUGGGUGCAGGCAGGCAGGCAGGUGAGGCUGGCUAGUAGUAGAUUGAGGCUGGUGGAGUAGAAGCCAUUUCCGCAGAAUGGCCUCCACUGCCCCAAACUGGCUUGCUUAAAAUCACAAUGAAAACCAAUUAGAAGAACAAAACUAAUGAAGAUUAUGAAGAGGGAAGUCAGUGUGUGAUAUACAGAGCUGAAUAGGAAGCAUGGUGAUAUAUAGAACAUUAACAGCAUUCACCUUUCAAAAUCUUAGAGCCUUCAUUGUCCAGUGUUCACCAGUAGAUACUGGUGCACUGCAAAAGUUCCUUUCUCUCUCUCUUUUUGUCUAAUUUGGACAGAGGUACAAGAACAUGAUACAUACACUUUUUAAAUAUGCAGCCCAGCUUAUUCUGAAUGAAUGACUUCACAACAUCAUAUAUUUAUCUAUGUUUCAGAAAAACAGAUGGGAGCAUGAUCAUUUUUGGUGGAAUUGAUCAAUCUUAUUUCACUGGUCCUAUUAACUGGAUUCCUGCCGCAUAUAGGAAAUUUAAGAUUGAAGUGGACAGGUAAGCAGAAAUUAUUCUUAUUAGUAGUAUUAGCAACAUUAUUGUUAAUUUUAACAUAUUGACUGGGUACAAUAAAACUGAAACGUUUUUCUGAAUAAUUUUAAUGGCUACUAGUUAGCUAAACAGGAAGAGAUGGAGGGCAAUAAAAUGCAAAUACGAAUGUGCAACUUACUUUGUGUUUUCUAGUUGUCCGUUGUUAGGAUGACUUAUACAGAACCGUUCUUGUAAAUGGCAUUUACAGAGCAUAUGAGGGCAGGCCCUUGCUCUGAGUACUUUACAAUCUGUAGUUCAUGAGUUUUGUUUUAUCCCUUGUACUAUUUCCAAUGCAGCUACCUGAAAGUACUUAUCACAUCCCACUCUCCAUUUAAAAAAGCCAACCCAUGUUUGGGGAAGGGCCCUACCUCAGCUGAGAAUCAUUUGCUUUGCAAGGAGAAGCCUCCAUGGACACAGCUAUACAGCUGCAAAGAAAACGUUUUAAGUGUGUUUUAAGUGAAAUACGGUAUACAAUAUGACGCUAGAUGUUGAUGGUGAGCCUUACAGAAAAUUCAUUGUAUUUUUAAAAACUUUUUUUAAAAAUAGCAUUUUCAGAACGGUUUUUAAAUUUCACCUAGGUCGCAUAGCUGAUAUUUCCAGGCAGUGCUAUGAGAACUCCCUGUCUGAAAUCCUGGAGAGCUGCUCCAUACAGUGUGGGUUUUUAUGUUUCAUGUCAGAAUCUAAAGAAUCUAAUGAUGUCCUAUUUCUCAGCAUUCUAGUGUAUGGUCAGGCAAUUGCCUGCAGAGAUGGCUGUGAAGCACUUCUUGACACAGGGACGUCCUUCUUGCUCGGCCCAGCACCUGAAAUUAGCCAAAUCCAACAAGCCAUUGGAGUUACAAAAGUAAGAUUGACUUUUGCUGGUUGUCUUCAUACUGUAGCUGAAAGAGGCCCAGUACCAUUCUCUUCACUCCAGCGUCCAUACUCCAUACUCUAAUUGUUAGCUAGAGCUCAAGUUUCAGAGGCACACAACCAAAGGUGGUGAGGAUUAGGCUUGACCUAGGAUAUGGCCUGGACUGCAACUACUGAAACCUCAGUGCCACGCUUCAUAGUUCUUCAUGAUACUGCAGAUGCAUGCAAAUGUUCAUGAGCUUACAAACUACGCCCAUGGAAAUGGCAGGGAAAGAUAGCAAUCUGGGAGGGUGACAUCCCAUGAAAUAAGCACUGCCAGUGAGCCUGAUACUAAAUCCACACAGUUAAAUGAAGUGAUGGCCUUUUUUCAAUGGGCUUAUUGGCUUUUGGAAGAUUGUUCCCCAUUGCUAGAUCCCGAUGCAAUGAGAGUAUGAUCCAUGGAAGCUUCUCUUUGACUGAUGGUGAUUUCAUGUGUGACCUUGCCAUUUUCAUAUGAUAUAACCUGAGAAUCUCCCAUGGGUUUAUUGCACUGUUGCAUGUGCUUUGGGCUAUCCUUUCCUAUAUGCAGGGUUCUGAAAAGAGUCCACUAUACAGUACAGGAAAGGUGGCCACAUGCAAAACGCAACAAAACACUUGCACCUUUAAUAGUUGUACAGAGGAGGAACUUUCAGCAGGUAUUAGUUCUGCUGAAAACCCUUCUUCUACAUCCAAGUCCCAUACAGAUAGAGGGUGCAUUUCAUCCUUAUCACUCUAGUGUCCACACUCCAUACUCUAAUUGUUAGCCGGAGCUCAGGUUUCAGAGGCACACAACCAAAGGUGGUGAGGAUUAGACUUGACUUUCGAUACCUCCUGGCACUGGUACCAACUCCAUGGGGCCCAUUGGGGGCCCAGGCACCACACAAAAAAUUGUGGGUGUUUGGCACCGACACUGCGGAGCCUCCGUUGUGAUUUUGGGUGCUUCGCAAGGCUCCUGAAGUCACAUCCAAGGCCUUGCGGGGCCUCCCGAAGCGACAUUCAGGAGAAACCAGAAGUCAUGUUGGAGGCUUUGAGAGACCUCAGUCAUGACCCCGGAGGUCACAUUGGAGGCCUACCAGGAACUGCUGCAGCGUGUGCAAUGUAACGUGACAUCAAAAUGUCAAAACAUCACGUUACAUCACGGAUGCCAUUGGGCACCCAUAAUCUGGGGCCCAAGUCGGUGCCCCGCCCUGCCUCCUGGACUACAGCUGCUGGCACCUCAGUGUUAGCCUUCAUGGUUCUUCAUGAUACCUACUGCACAUGCAUGCAAAUGUGCAUGAGCAUCCAAGCUACAACAAUGGAAAUGGCAGAAAAAGAAAAUAAGCUGUGACAUCCAGUAAAGGAAGUGGGAGAGAGAGAGCACUGCUGUUAUUUCGUACUGUAGUCUGUCUCCAAAAUACAUUGGCUUUGUUUCCUCCAGACAACAUCUCUCAAAACAGAUUCAGUACAUCAGCCUGCCAUCAGCAGCCAUUUUAGAAUGGGGAUUUGGUCUCAUACUGGACUUUAAAAAUGGAUUGGAUCAUCUCCACUGGUUUAGACUGUGAGGUUUAGAUGUGAAGUGUUGAGGUGAUUUAUUUGUAAUAUUCAGCUAGAUGGCGUGCUUCUGUGCUACAGUGUUCUACAGUGUGCUGUUCAAACCUGUGAGUUACACUAGAUGGUUAUUAAGUUCUCACUUAAAGCGGUAUGCUUGCUUUCCCGAGAUUGGCUCAGGGACAAAUCCAUGACAUUUCUCGAGCAAACUUGAGGUUUGCUGGUUCAAUUCCUUCAUGAUCAGGAUAAUGCCCAAACUCAACUCUUCCUUAUCUCUUUCAGCAUUCCUUCAACUGCAGAAACCUCCACAACAUGCCAGAUGUUGUUUUUGUAAUCAAUGGAAUUCAAUAUCCUUUGACUCCACAUGCCUAUACUCAUAAGGUAUAUGAUAGAACUGGAAUAUUAUCUACUUGCCAUAAUAAUGCAGGUUCAAACAGUUUAGGGCAGAUUAGAAGUGCAAAAUAUUUAUGAACACAUGGGCUAAAGACAGGGGGAAAUGGAAUACGUUUGGGGGCAGAAAGCCUAUUAGAUAUCCUGAGACGGUCAGAAGAGCUGGACCCAAACUUGCAUGUCCUAUAGAAAAAAGGCCAAUGCAAAUUCCCACCAACAUAGUUUCAUGACAGUUUAGUAUCGUAUCUCUGACUGCAGAUGAUUCCCAUCCCAGGAAGGUUGCCUCUGACAUGUUGUAUAACAUGGGUGCUUGAUGACCCCGAGAAGGACUUAAACCUUCCAUCACAUAGAGCAACAUAUAUACUGUAUGCAGAUGUGUUUGUUUGACAGUUGCAGAUAUGGAACAAUUUUGAAGCAAAUAAUGUUCUUUCUCCCCUCGUUUCCUCUUUGUAGUGACAACACAAUCUAGAGAGUUUCUAAAUCUCACUCUCAGCAGCAUCCUAAUGCUCCACAUGUAGCCCUGAAGAAGGGCUUCUAUUGGCAGAGGGACACAGUGAUCCUAUCCUUUAUAGCUAGCAGGAGAGGUGGAGCGAGGAGGAGAUGGGAAAUAAGUCUCUUGUGAUCUCCAUUGACUCCAUAGGGAGGGGCCAUAGCUCAGUAGUAGAGGAUUUGCUUUAUCAAUAGAAGUUCACAGUUUAAACCUCCAACAUUUCCAAGUGGGCUUGGCAAAGAUUCCUUGUGUGGAACUGAUUCUAUCAUCUUUAAGCUGGCAUAAUUCCAGGGAUAAGAUGGCAUUUGCAUGCAAUUAUUUCUUCCAACAGAGGAGAGCAAAAAACAUUUUGAAUUGUGGAGACUGCCUAUAAUUUUAAAAUAGUUUGCUGACUUGUACAAUUUGGUUGUUCAUUAUUAAGGUAUUAUGCUAAUUAUUAUAGACUGAAUACACAAUUUACAAUAUUGUGCACUAUUACUAUUGUCCUAGUGUUACAUCUACAACAUUUAUCUCCUUUUGAGAUUUUUCUUCCAGGAAAAAUCCUUCCUUGUCCUUCUUUAUGUUGGAAUGUUACCUUAUGCUAGGGUUUAAAAUAUGGCAACCCUUCCUUGUGCAUUUUUACCUAGAAUAAUUUCUUGGUUGGUAUGGAUGUCGAAUCACCCACAUCUUAAGGAUAUCCUUUCCUUUCCUUACCUUCUAGGAUGACGACCAUUGCAAGAGUGGCUUUAGCUCUGGCAGCAAAGAUUAUGAUCACUUGAUACUAGGAGAUAUGUUCCUCAGAGAAUACUACAGUAUAUUUGACAGGGGGAACAACCAAGUUGGACUGGCAAAGGCAGUGUAA
Messenger RNA from Podarcis lilfordi (Lilford's wall lizard), 11354 nucleotides. NCBI's taxonomy places the organism in Eukaryota, Metazoa, Chordata, Lepidosauria, Squamata, Lacertidae. The record is from the annotation of a GenBank genome assembly.